CGUCGCUGUAGCUACGCGCUAGGCAAGACGAGCAGUAUGGCGGAAGAAGAGAUUGAAUUUGAGUUAAAAGGUUUUAAAAAAGAAUUGGAGAGUUUAUUUGUCACUAACUCAAGUGAAGAAUACGGACUUCAAAGCAAGUUAUAUUGUGUACGGUUCUGUAAGUUGGUGGAGGUGUAUUCAGGACGAUGGCAGGUACCCUUGCCACAGCUCCAGGUGCUCCAGACAGCUCUAUGUUCCUUUGUCCAAGCCUCGGCCUGCUUCCCGUCUGACUGUGAACAUGUAUGCUACACACUGAGUAGCCUUGCCCUGAGUGCUUUUGAGCUCUUGCUGUUUUUGAACAGGAAUAAGAUCCUGCAGGAUCCCUUGAAAAAUAUCCUUGAUUCGUUCCAGGAAUGUUUUUCCCAGCUGGAGAGGCACCAGAACAUUCACCUGCUGCAGGUGGGACAGAUCAUCAGAGAGAAGGGACCAUGGACCAACCCCAUACUACAGGCCAUCCUGAAGGACUCACAACUGCCCCGGGAUGAAGUGGACCGGUACCUCGGCUCAGAGGUGCCAGUGUUCUUUGAGCUGCGUGUUCGUUACCUGCUGUCCAGUGAGAUGUUCACCGAGGCUGUGGUCUUGGCUAAGACCUGCUCUCAGCACCCUGUUGCCGGACGACACCUGUUCUUCCGACAGGCCUACCUCACCUGUCUCUUGAAGGCAUCGCUCCCUCACCAUAUGCACGAAGAGAUGUCUGACAUCGACGGUAAGGAUGCUGUGGAUAUCGUGUGUAACACUGAGAGUGAGGAGAGCGACGAGACUCUUCUGGCCCUCUGCACAGCCUUCCUCUCUCAGCAACUUCACAGAGGCGACAUGUACUUCACGUGGGACUUGGUGUUUAUAUGGAGUCGACUCCAUCUGCGGUUCAACCCGUCCAAACAGGCCUUCCUGGAAGAGAGUCAUCGAUUGAUGCUGUCCGCCACCAACAUCAGAUCAAUAUUCUCUUUCAUUAGAGUGAUCCUUGCAGAGCUGGGAAAAGAUGGUCUCCAGUUCUGUGUGGAGCUCUGCACCCAUGCCCUCCAGACAAAUCCCUGCGACGCCUCCACCAAGUCUCUCAUCUACAAGACGGUAGCCUACCUCCUCCCCAACGACCUGGAGGUCUGCCGGGCCUGCGCCCUCCUCGUCUUCUUCCUGGAGCGUACCGUGGAAGCCUACAAAACGGUGUUCCUCCUCUACACGCACCCCGACCAGGAGUACCACGUCGAAGCCGGUCCCAUCGGGAACCACAUCCGCUUUGAGAUCCUCCAGACCCUGAAGAGAGGUCUCUACUUCGACCCAGAGUUCUGGAACCUUUUGAAUCUCCGGACCAACUGCCUGAAGUUGAUGAGCGAGAAGAAGGCGGCGUUGGCAAAGAUGAUGAUGGAGGAGGAGGAUGAUGGGUGGGUGUCCAAUUACUGCAGCACCGCCACCAAAGAGCCCUGUUGCAGCUGGAGCGCUGACCUGUCAGAGUGUGUGCAGUCUAAACGUGUAGAGACUAAACCAGCACAGAAACACGUUCAGAUUAAACCCUUUCACCAGGUAACGGCGCCCAAAAGGCGGUUCCAAAAAGAAGAGAAGAAUCACGUUUCGACGGCGCCGAUGGCAGCCAAACGUGUCAAAGGUCAAAGGUUGGAAAAGACCUCUGUUGUCGAGCCGCAGCAGCUGCCUGUUAAUCAUGUGAUGGCGAAAGCUAAGAUAGAGAAGCCUGCUGAACCCCCUGUUGUUGAGGAACAACCUGUAAUAAAAAGAAGAGGGAGGAAGCCUGGGCCGAAGCCGGGACCGCGUUCAUCUGUCAAAACAGAGUCCUCAGCUGAGACCUCCUCUGUCAGACGGUCCUUCAGACAACUGGACAUGGCGCAGGAGAACCUGGCCAGGCAAGUCAGUCACAGACCACAUAGGCACAUGACCAGACUCUCGGAGAAGAAACCUCCCAAACGGAGGGGUAGGAAACCCCGUUGGCUACUGGAGGGUACGUUCCAGGCUGAGAACAGUGCUCCCCGGAAGGGUCGCCAACCAGGGAGGAAACUUCCACAGCAGAAGACCCAGCAGACACCAGUGGACAAGACCAGUAAGACCUUUAAGUCUGGUGCCGCUGUCAAGGAAAGCACAACCAAACAAAAGAAUGCCGUUACCUCACAAAAUAAAAUGGCGGCCGCUCGUCUAACAGCUCCGAGGGAACAGGAAGGUAAACGUCAGAAGGAGAUUCCUGCUACUAACCACCUACCAGCAGUAUCUCCUGCUCAUGACUCAAAGCUGGAGGUAUCCUUACCUGACAACGAAGUGUUUGGGUUCUUCCAUGAGGAUUAUCUCAGUAGUAGGCAAGGACUGGGGACUCUAAACUGUGAUAAAUCUAAGGCACCAAUCCAGGCACAGUAUCGGGUGAAGGAUAGACUCGGAGAGGCGUUUAUCGUUUCCGCUCAGAACGCCAGUCUCUUCAUACAGCAGUUGCACAACUAUGCCCAGACGCCUAAGGCGGAAGGUGUCACGUUGAAUACCGAAACCUGUUUGUUGAAAGCGACAGAUGUCCGUCCCUCCUUAAACCAAAGUUGUCUGUCGGUGUCGUGUGACGCUUCAGGGGUAUUUUACCAGACGUCUGCAGUGGAAAUGGAAGUUGAGGUCUCCUCACAAACUGUCAAGGCAACUGCCACUGAUAUGAAUUUCACACCACAAGGUGGUGCUGUUGUUGAACACAUCGAAAGUCCCAAGAAUGAGGAAGGAUUCUCUACUGACGCUCAGGAAACAUGUACUCCGUCUGUUCCCUCAGUGAAUGUCAUUGUUCCUAAUAACACAGGAAGAAGAACAGAUACAAAUGUAACUAAUGUUCCAAGAGAACCAACGGAAGUUACGAAUAUUCCAAAAAAGAAAACUGUUUCUGAAGUCGGGGAUAUUUUAGAAUCGUCCAGGAAGUCAGAAGUUACUGAUAUUCUGAAAGAGGCUAUGGAUAUAGCAAACAUUGGUGUGGAUGAAGCAAUGAUGGGUGACGGUGACACUGGCAGCGUCCCUGGAAAGGAAACUCGGGAGCUUGUUGUUCUUACUCCUUUCUGCUGGCUGGCUAAUACCUCAAUGGAAGCGUUUGCCAGAGAGUUUGAAAAGUUUGCCAAGGGUCCGGAUUCUGAUGUUGUCGUAGAAAAGGAGUCGGUGUCACACCAGACCACAGAUAAUGUCUCGCACAAAACGUUGGAGAUGACACCGUUAACGUCUCCAAAAGUCAUCCCUAAGGCCGUCACAGACCCAGUGGUCCUUGAGGACACUUCAAAAGUAACCAAAGUCACCCCACAGGACACUACAGACAUCCUGGAAAACAUGGACACUCCACACACUCAACAGGACACCCAACUGGACAUUAAGGGUACCUCACAAAACACGGAGCCAGAGGAUAGCCCAAUGGCCGCUGAGAGCGUCCCACAGCUCACUGAUGAGACCCGGCAGCUUGAGCACCCCCUGAAAGGCACUGUGGGUACUCCAGAGGUGCCUGUGGACUCGACACAGGACAAUGACACCCCUCAGAUCACCGAAUACCCCCCACAGAAUAGGCAGGACAUAGGACAACUCACAGAGGACACCCUGAAAGUCUCUUUCACUGAAGUCACCCCACAGGCUACUGAGGACCAGACAAAAUCCACUGUGGAUACUCCAGAGGAUGUGGACACACUACCACAGAACACAGAGGAGGACAGCUUGGAGGUAAUUGAGGAUGCCCAGGAAGUCACUGUAGACAGCCAGGAAGUCACUGUAGAUACCUCCGAGCACAUUGAGGACACCCUACAAAUACAAAACACUGCAGACACCCUACAGCUCACAGUGGACGCCUCAAUGGUCACUGAAGAGCUCACCAAGGACACACGUGAUGCCACGCAGAACAAUGGGGACACGCCACACCUCCAUGAGGACACCCUACAGGAGACACCGGUCACUGAGGACACCCCAAGAGUCCCUGAAGAGACGUCACAGGAACCCAAAGACACCUCAAAGGUCAGCGGAGAUACCCCGAUGGUUACUGAAGACACCCUACAACACAGUGAAGACACCCCACAGGACACACAGUACAAUUCACUGGUGACCCCGAAAGUCACUGAAAGUGCUCACACUCCAAAGGUCACCCCAAGAGUCCCUGAAGAAACGUCACAGGACCCCAAAGAUGCCUCAAAAGUCACUGAAAACUCUCCACAGGAAACACAGGACACCCCAAAAUUCACUAAGGACACCCCAACUGUCUCUGGGGAUAUCGGACAAAAUCCUAGAGGUGGCACCCCACAGGAGAAUGAGAAAAACCCACUGGCAUAUCGCUGUAGUCUCUGCAACAAGGUUUUUAAAGGCAAACGUGUUAUAGCCCACGCCAUGUACCACUUCCGCAGAGACCAAUGUAUGUUCUGUAGGAUGCUGUUCAAAAACGACCUGCUCGCCAUGAUGCAUCUGUCCCAACACAUCGACAAGUUGAAAAAAGGAAACCUAGCAUCUGAUAUUGAGGAGGUCCGUGAGAACUGUAAAGCUGGGAUGUCAGACACGCCUGGACGCUCAACGCAGAGGGGUAGACGGGGACGCAAGAGGAUCCCUGUAAAUUCCACAGAGUCCACAGAGUCCUCAACUCCGGAUAACAGGAAGCUACGGUCGACCAAUAGGACCUCCUCUAUAAACUCCUCGGAGUCAACUCCACCGGAUCGCAGAAAGCUACGGUCGACCAAUAGGCUCUCGACUGACUCUCAACCUUCACCGGAGACUAAACUCACAACAGAAGAGUCUGAAGGCAAGCAGUCGACACAGAGGGUCAAUGGACAGCGGGGCAGAAGACGGUUUAAGGUUGAAGGAACUGAGGGUGAUGGUGAUACUCAGGCAGAGGAACAAGAGAAGAUCGGUAGGAGGCAAGAGGAAGAGCACUCGGCUCCGGAAAAGAGGGAGGAACCCGUGGAGAGAUCUACUUCUCCGGUGAAGACAUCGACAGGUGAACAAGGGGGAACCUACUCCUCUCCUCUGACAAAGACUUUGGAAGAAGAGAAACCCUGUUCCUCGGCAAAGACCAUGGAGGACAACACAGAAUCUCAGGCUGUAUCGGUAACACAGGACAGGCUUUCAGUAGAGAGACCUCUAGAGAUCUCAGUUCAGGGUAAAGAGACUCCCGGCGGAUGCCCUGUGGAGGGAUGCACAGAGAUAUUCACUGGAAAACGGCGUUCUCUCCUCGGACAUAUUCUGGACGAUCACCGCGGCGACGCCAAACCCUUGGAAAUGACGUUCCGUCAAGGCAAUGGCAAAUGCAAUAUUUGCAAGAAGCCUGUUUUGACUUUGCAGCAUUACCAGCACCACAUUGUAUGGCACAAAGGAAUUCCCAGGCAUCCCUGUCUACAUGAUGGGUGUAAAGCCCGGUUCAGUGCAGCGACAGAAAUGAGGAACCACACAAAGACCCACCAGCCGCUCCUGGCAGUGUGCUGCUUCCCAGGUUGUCAGGAGCGCUUGGCUUGUCUUCCGGAGCUUAACCGUCACGAACAAGAACACUAUCGUCUUCCAAAGGAAGGGAAGGAUGAAUCUGAUUUCUCUACCCUUCUCACCAAUAACACCUCUGUAAAAGUGAUUAAACAGUGUAAGAUGAGGAGGAAUAAACUACAGAAGAUGCAGGGUGUAAAGAGACUAUGGCCUCUUAGAGAAAAGGAGGGAUCGGCAACUGACCUCACUACUACUGUAAAGGUAACUAGGAAGUAUGACUUGACCAAGACGUUAAAGAAAACACAGGUCGUAAAGAAACGGCAUGUUCCUAGGGACAAGGAUCCCUGUACUACUGACCACUCUAACGUCUCUGUAAAAGUAACAAAUAAGUUGAGGAAAUUGCAGGUUAAGAGGAAACCGUGUGUUGUUAGGAAAAUGAACGCCCCAACCACUCCCGUCACCACGGCCAAUGAAAAAGAUGAAAAUGUGAGCAAGAAGUUAAAGAUGAUUCAUAAGGUAAAGAAAGCGUUGGCUGUAAAGCGACAGAACGUUAGCAAAGACAAUUAUACCCCAACUGGUCCAACCACCUCCACCACAAUUAUCGCCACUGAAAAAGUUACCAAAAAGCUACAAAUUAUAAAUAAGUUGAAGAAAAUGCUGGUUAUUAAGAAACCGAACGUUAGCAAAGAAAAGGAUACCCAACCUGGUCCAACCACCGACACAAAAGUGACAAAAAAAUCUAAGGUGACGGAUAAAUUAAAGAAAACACAACUUGUAAAGAAACAGAGUGUUGUAAAAGACCCCAGGAAGAUCUCAAUCGUUAGCACAGAUGAGGAUACCCAACCUGUUCCUCCCACCGUCACUCCGAAAGUCACCGAGAAGUUACCCAUGGUGACAGAUAAGGUAAAGAAAACACAAGUUCUAAAGAAACAAAGUGUUAUCAAGGAACCCAAGAGGCCUGUUAGCAAAGAACCCAGGAAGACCUCCAAAAAACCUGUGAAGUCAAAGACCUCUGGUCCAGAGAAACAUGUUAAUAAAGUCACAGAAGUGCUAGGAAGUAAAGACAAAGAAGUGGUAGAAAGUAAAUCAAAGGAAGAAGAUGAUAAACUAUUGGUAGAAACAUCACACUCAACAGCUAGCAGUGUCUGUGACCAGAAGAUGGUUAACGGACACUUAAAGGAGAUUACUAAAGAAUCACCAAAAUACCAGAAAAGUCUUAAAACAAGCACAGUUUCCAAAUCCAAGAAAUGCGAACCACGAAACCAUAAACCUGCUACUCCCAAAACCCCUACAAAUACUCCCAAAACCCCUACAAAUACUCCCAAAACCCCUAUCAAGGAGGAAGCGAAAAACUCUACUUUCUUUGGGAAGAUUAAAAACAGGCCAUACAUCCGGCCUCCGCCCACCGCCUACCUAGACGAGAGGUACACCACCAUGCCAAAACGCAGGAAAGAGAUGUCCUGGACUCCUCAUUUCUCUCCAAUGCUCCCGGACCUGGUGGUGGAGGCAUCGGGGACCACUGCUACACCAUUAGUCCAUAGACGGCGCUGUGCCAAGUGUUUCUUGUCCUUCAACAGUGGAGAAGAGUUGCAGACGCACCUCUCGUUGAAGAAGUGCACAAACCUUUUUGGCUUCGACUCAGAUGAGGACAGUAAGUAGCUGGUGAAGCUUAUAGACAAGAGGACAUGUUUGGAUGUGCUGCUAGGGAAAAGGGGGGGGGUUUAACCCCCUCCAAAACCUGCUAGGAGUGUUGAACCCCUUUCGACCCUGCUACCUUACUGAGGGACGACCAGGGUUUACAGGACUCUUAACAUGACUUGCUGGCUAGUCUGGGACAGCCGUGCCAGGUCUCCCCCUUGUGACUGAGGCUGGCAAUCUGAGGCGGGCUACAAACAGAAGACACCUCUCAACCCCUGCUACCUUAUUGAAGAGGGUUCUUCAAGCGUUAACUCUUACAUGACUUGCUGACUAGCCUGGGAUGUGACUGAAGUUGACCGGUGGUUACAACAGAAGACGGAGAACAUUUAAAGUGUUUUGACCGUUCUUCCAUGUUCUGUCUCCCAUGGUCAUAGGAGUAACCUAUGACCUUUGAACCCUGACCCUCAAAUCCAAAAGUUCAGGGGUCUUUUGGGUUGACCGAUUUGAUUGAUUGACCAGGAAGUGUCUCUAAACUAAAGCCUUAAGGACUUAUGAAGGCGGACACUAUAUGAGACCUGGCAGGAUGGUCGCAUAGUUAAUAUAUUCUUUGUUUUUAUUUGUAUUUACUUUGGACUGAAGAAGUGCCUGGAACCAACCUGCUACUUCCUGCUUCUCUUCUAUUGGUCAAUGGUCUAGGGGUUUGCGUCCCAAAUGGCAUCUUAUUCCCUCUAUAGUGCACAACUCUAUGUGAACCCUGGUCAAAAGUAGUGCACUACCUACCCUAUGUGGGCUCUGGUCAAAGUAGUGCACUAUAAAGGGAAUAGGGUGUAAUUUGGGCCACAGUGACAUUGCGGGGGUCAAGGAAUGACUCGUGAAGCUGUGAGAACUGAUGUUAUGCAGGGAUAUUAACUAUACAAAAAUGUUUAGAUAUUUAACACACACACACAAAAAAAAAAUAUUGCUAGUCUUUUUUGCUUUUGCACUUGUCACUUAAAACCCAAAACCCCUAGUGAGUUUAACAGUCAAACUUCCAGGGGUUAAGAGUUUCCAAAACCUCUUCUAUGGAUUAUAUGUCUACGGCCACGACGCAACAACAUGUAUAUUUAGAGAGCGUGUUGUAGGCAACCGGUAACUGCCCAAAUAAAGGAAACCCCUUGAGUAAAUGAGGGGGAUACAAAAGUUUGUGUGGGGGUGCAUUUUCCUGGCAUGGUCCAGGUCCACUUGUAGAAUCUAUGCCAAGGUGCAUUGAAGCUGUUCUGGCAGCUCGUGGUGACACAACACCCAUUUAAGACGUUUAUGUAGGUGUUUCCUUUAUUUUGGCAAUUACCUGUAUUUGAUCAAAUUUUAACCAGUUAUUAUAAAUUUUAACUAUUGCUCCUCUGCGACUAAAUUAUGUUCUCUGGUGUAUUUUGAACAUUGAGAGCACGCUCCUGUGAUUGGAUAGAUUUUUUUUUAUUUUUUAUAACUCAAUAUUUUUUUUAAUUUUUUUGCCUCUUGGGCCCAGCCCCCUGACUCACACAAUUGACCCGUCACAUUUAUUUAUUUAUUAUGCAGUUUAUUUUAUUAAUCAGUUACACAAUCAAGGCAGGCCCUCCCCCCCAAGUUACCCACGUGGACGCCCCUGCCUCCUCUUCUCUCCCCCGUCUGAUAAUUAGCAGAGCGGCAGCAGGCUGUCUAAAACUCAUUGACAGCGGGCUCCUGAAUCCUCCUGUGGUUGGCGGUUGCAGUAAAAAAGAUCUCUAUCUAAUAUAUAUACUGUAUAUAAGUGUCUUGGGGGGGGGGGCCCACACGGGCCUGGGCCCCGGGGCUUCAGCCCCGGUAAGCCCCUGCAUUAAUCUAGCCCUGUAUGUAGGGAUUAGGUUGCCAUUUGAGACAAUUGUGUCUGCAAUGUGCAAAGGUUAUUUUUCAUGUCCAUAUUACUGCUUGAAUUUACUAUAAUACAAACAAUAACAACCUGUUUGAACAUAUUAGCCAUAAGGCCUAAACAACAUCAACAUCAACAACCUGUUUGAACAUAUUAGCCAUAAGGUCUAAACAACAACAACCUAUUUGAGCCAUAAGGCCUAAACAACAUUCCAUAUUUAAAAUUGACUAUUCAUCUUUUUUUUUCCUUUUUUUUUCUCCUAAUGUAUUUGACUUUAAUCAAUAUUAUAGUUUAAUGCACAUUUUAAUGUUCACUCUUUGUAUAUCUCUCUGGGAUGAGUUGACGAGUCCUUGUCCCAAAUGGUUCCUUGUGUACUACUUGGGACCAGGGCCCCAUUUGGGUUCACUAUAAGGAAUAGGCCAGGGUGCCACUUGGGACUCAUAUUUUAUAAAGAGGUUAGGAACGUAUUACAUGUAUUAAUAUGAAUUGACCCAUCUGUCCCCAACCAACAAUCCUGCGUCUGCUUGUUCAGAAACCAAUCUAUUGAUUACAGUCUAUUGCUCAACACAUGGACGAGACUAAACACUUCUAUUAGCUUCUGACAUCACUUCCUUUUUUUGGGGGAAAAGAUAAAUAACUAUUGUUGUGAUGUUUUGGGAGGCGGCAGCACACCGUGUGGUUACUGACUGUUCUACUGAACCCAACAGAACAGUGGCAGCAGGUGUAAUGUAUUAUUCAUAUGUUUUUUUCUUUUCUAUUUGGCUCCUGUAAAUAUGUGAAGAGUUUGAAUGGCUUAUUAUAACUGGGUGUUUUGAAAUGGGUUUAUAUAUCAACUUCUUGAUGUAAAAUAAUAAAACAUGUUAAACUGG
Molecule: messenger RNA, 9804 nt
Organism: Salmo salar (Atlantic salmon)
Lineage: Eukaryota; Metazoa; Chordata; Actinopteri; Salmoniformes; Salmonidae
Biological process (GO): regulation of transcription by RNA polymerase II
Cellular component (GO): nucleus
Molecular function (GO): DNA binding; DNA-binding transcription factor activity, RNA polymerase II-specific
Source: RefSeq, a predicted model, not a curated record